GGUCUUAUACUCAUUUCCUUCCAAAUCGAAGCACAUGAUUAUUUCAUUUAAUACUCUUAUAUUCUUAUUUAUUUAUUCUUAAUUUAACUAAUUUACUUAUUUUAGUAUUCUCUUUCAUGGUUAUUUCAUUUAAUACAUUUAAAAUAUUUAAAAAUUGAUCAAAGUUUUUUUAUAAAAAGAAUCAAAUUUUUUUCUUAAAGUGAUGCUUAUAAAAAGGAUCGGAGGACUAUUAAUAUUAUAGUUGUAGAAACCCUUUGAAAGUUGAAAGUUGAAACUACUUUGAAUUUUAACUAUAUCUAUCUAAUCUAAUGAGUUACUUACUUUUUUGAUUUCAGGUUUAAUUGAAAGAAGGAAGAACUAGAAAGUGUAGAAAAUUGAAGUGAGCGAGUUGUGAUUAUGGCUUACAAAUCGCUAUCUUCUAUCUCUGUUUCGGAUAUUGAAUCCCUUGGAAUUGCGAGAGACCACGCUGCUACUCUCCACCAGAGUCUCACAGAAUUAAUUGGAACUGAUGAUGCACCUGCCACGUGGCAGAACAUCACCACCAACAUCCUCAACCCAGAACUCCCCUUCUCGUUCCAUCAGAUGCUUUACUAUGGUUGCUUCAAGGAUUAUGGCCCUGACCCGCCCGCUUGGAUACCCGACCCGGAAAGUGUUACUUUAACAAAUGUUGGCCGGUUGCUAGAGAGGAGGGGUAAAGAGUUUCUUGGUUCGGCGUAUAAGGAUCCAAUUACAAGCUUUGCUGAUUUCCAAAAAAUUUCAGUCUCAAACCCCGAGGUUUAUUGGAAAACUGUGCUGGAUGAAAUGAACAUAUCAUUUUCUAAACCACCCGAAUGCAUCUUACGUGACAACCCGAAUGAGGAUGGUUCAUCAUCAUACCCAAGUGGUCAAUGGCUUCCUGGAGCAUCUAUUAAUCCAGCACAGAAUUGCUUGAAUUUGAAUGGCACAAGAAGUUUAAAUGACACAGUUAUAAUAUGGCGUGAUGAACUACAGGAUGAUCUCCCUCUACAAAGGAUGACACUUGAGGAGUUGCGUCAAGAGGUUUGGUUAGUUGCGUAUGCUCUUGAAUCUCUGAGUCUGGAGAAAGGAUCUGCAAUUGCGAUUGAUAUGCCAAUGAAUUGUAAAUCUGUGGUCAUCUACCUAGCUAUCGUUCUUGCUGGUUAUGUUGUUGUAUCCAUAGCGGAUAGUUUUGCAGCACGUGAAAUAUCAACCAGGCUUAAAAUAUCAAAUGCAAAAGUCAUAUUUACUCAGGAUCUCAUACUUCGUGGUGAUAAAGCCCUCCCUCUUUACAGUAGAGUUGUGGAUGCCGAGUCACCUAUGGCAAUUGUUAUCCCAAGUAGAACCCCUGGAUUUAGCAUGAAACUGCGCAAUGGUGACCUUUCUUGGUGUCAUUUUUUGGAGAGAGUCAAUAGAAUCAAAGGCAAGGAAUUCAUAGCUGCGGCACAACCAGUAGAAACAGUCACAAACAUUUUGUUUUCUUCUGGAACAACAGGUGAUCCAAAGGCAAUUCCAUGGACCAAUAUUACUCCUCUAAAAGCUGCUGCAGAUGCAUGGUGCCACUUGGACAUUCGUAAAGGUGAUAUAGUUUCCUGGCCCACUAAUCUUGGAUGGAUGAUGGGGCCCUGGCUAGUAUAUGCAUCAUUGCUUAAUGGAGCUUCAAUGGCUUUAUAUAAUGGAUACCCACUUGGGCCUGGCUUUGCCAAAUUUGUACAGGAUGCUAAAGUGUCAAUGCUUGGUGUGAUUCCAAGUCUUGUACGGAGCUGGAGAAAUGCAAAUUCCACAUCCGGCUAUGAUUGGUCAGCUAUUCGUUGCUUUGCCUCCACCGGAGAAGCAUCUAACGUAGAUGAGUACCUUUGGCUAAUGGGAAGAGCUCGUUACAAGCCAAUCAUUGAAUAUUGUGGUGGUACAGAGAUUGGGGGUGGAUUUAUCACUGGAUCAUUACAGCAGGCUCAGUCAUUGGCUGCUUUUAGCACACCAGCUAUGUGCUGCAAUUUGUUUAUUCUUGGUGAAGACGGGCAUCCUACUCCUGAAAAUGUUCCAGGAAUAGGUGAAUUAGCUCUUGGCUCCCUUAUGCUUGGGGCAUCAAAUACACUGCUCAAUGCUGAUCAUUAUGGUGUCUAUUUCAAGGGGAUGCCUCUCUGGAAUGGAAAGGUUUUACGGAGGCAUGGAGAUGUAUUUGAGCGUACAGCUAGAGGGUUCUAUCAUGCGCACGGUCGUGCAGAUGAUACAAUGAACCUUGGAGGAAUCAAGGUGAGUUCGGUUGAGAUUGAACGCAUAUGCAACGGAGUAGAUAGUAAUAUCGUGGAAACAGCUGCAAUAGGGAUACCGCCUUCUGGUGGUGGGCCUGAGCAAUUGGCUGUAGCUGUUGUACUGAAGAAUUCAAACAUCACACCACAAGAUUUACUGAAAUUGAGGAUGUCUUUUAAUUCAGCUCUCCAAAAAACACUAAAUCCAUUAUUCAGGGUCUCUCAAGCAGUACCAGUGCCAUCUCUUCCAAGGACAGCAUCAAACAAGGUCAUGAGAAGGGUUUUGCGGCAACAACUUGCAGAACAUAACCAAAGUUCAAAAAUAUAACAUUAUUAUUGGGGUGAUUGGUUUUUGCUAGCUGUUAGUUUGUCUGUUACAAUUACAUUGCAGAAUAAUGGGUAUAAAAACCUUCCCCUUGUAUCCCAUUGUGUAUCUUUAAUAAUAAAACCUCAAUUGGAGUUUCUCUCUCUGAUUGCCAAUAGAGUGAAACCUUGAAUAAGAGCAUUGUUUUUUUAUGGACAAUGGACACAAAGUUGUAAUCUCUAAUUACCACUUCUUCUGUGUUCAUUCUGCUAUAAAUGUAUCCUUCUUCUACCACAUGCCUAGUGUGAACUUUGUAAAUUGCUGCAAAUCAAUCCACAGCUCUGCCACACUAAA
Messenger RNA from Trifolium pratense (red clover), 2901 nucleotides. Its product is annotated as probable acyl-activating enzyme 17, peroxisomal. The transcript has 14 exons. The record is from RefSeq and is a predicted model, not a curated record. NCBI's taxonomy places the organism in Eukaryota, Viridiplantae, Streptophyta, Magnoliopsida, Fabales, Fabaceae. Bases 397 to 2571 code for a protein of 724 amino acids.